GCGCUGGAAUUUUGGCUUUAUAAAAGAUGAGAGGGGGGAAGGGAGGUCGACGAGCAUACAAGCACAGAGUCCCAACAGAUUACUUUGGCGAUCGAAUGCUGCAUGCUUGGUACUGCAUGCCUCUGAUCUUAAGUUUCAUGAGCAGUAAUUGUAUAAGCAAAUUUCCAGAAAACAGACCAACCAGAAUGAUCUGUUGACGGACAGUUCGGUACGUACUGGCAUGGGUUGCAUGGUUUUUGGAGGUGAUGCAUGCAUACAUAUUGAACAACUAUUGAGAACUAAGUUUCAGCAUUUUCGUAACAAUUAAGAAGAACUUAAAGCUAGCGCUAUUGAAAGAAAUGGAAGAUGUGGGAGAGGAUUUUGAAACCAGUAAUCAACAAUCAAAUGAUGGGACUUCAGAUGCAGUUGGCGAUGAUCAACUGGCUGCAAUCGGCGAUGAUCAACUGGCUGCAAUCGGCGAUCAACUGGCAGCUGGCUUUGGUGAUGAAGAAUAUUACAAUCCAAAUAAAGAUACACAAUCAGGCCCAACAGUUGUUCCUGAGCAUGCUAUCCAAAUCAACUAUAAUGAGAGACAAAAGCCUAUUAUCAUCAGUGGAUCAGGAUGGUCGACAUUGAAGGUUCCUCCACCUAUAUUCAAAGUUGACAAAGAAGCUUACGUCCCCAAGAUUGUCUCCAUUGGUCCAUUUCAUCAUAAUGAACCAAGUCUAAGAGCCAUGCAAACUGAAAAACGGCGAUUUCUCAAUCGCCUGGUUCAAAACCAAACAGGGCAACUUAUCCAUGAAGAAAGUCUCAAAAAUGCCAUGAGAGAAUUGGAAGAAAAGACCAGAAAAUUCUAUGCAAAUGACUUUCAGACUAUAGAACCAGAUGAAUUUGUGCAGAUGAUGCUUCUCGACGGUUGCUUCAUUGUAGAACUCUUGCGUUUCUAUGAGAAGAAUCGUGAAGGGGAACCCCUUUUCAAAACACGUUGGAUGCAGACAAAUAUCUCUCGUGAUUUAAUUUUGCUUGAGAACCAACUCCCUAUGUUUGUGCUGCAGAAGAUUUUUGAACUUACUCCUAGCUUGAUGGGGGAGGCGACUCUGAAUACGCUUGCUCUUAGGUUUUUUGAACCCUUGAGACCUGGGAAGGAGAAAUUUGAAGAAGGGACGUUGAACAAGCAUGCCAAUAGUGAGUAUAUACAUCUAUUAGCUUUGUUUCACUCUUCUUUAAUUUCAGGGGAUAAAACAUACCCGCAGCAGCCUACAAAGAGUGAAAAGGAAAAAACACAUCUUAGGCUUCCUGGGAAAGGUUGGGUGCAUAAUGCCAAAACACUUAGUUAUGCUGGUAUUAAGUUCCAAGGAAAAUCUAGUUGCAUUCUCGACAUACAGCUUACAGGCAAGACGUUAAAGAUUUCAACUAUGGUCAUCGAUGAUAGCACUAGCCCUGUGUUGAGGAACUUGAUAGCCUAUGAACAAAACAACUGCGAUGUAACUCCAUAUUUUUGUUGUCUUGCGUUGUUCUUGGAUAGCAUAGUGGAUACGGUCGAGGAUGUCAAGAUUCUUUGUAAUGCUGAGAUUAUCAAACAUGCAAUGGGUAGAGACGAGGAGGUGGCGAAUCUUUUCAACAGACUCACUAAAGAGCUGGUGUUUGAUAUUAAUGAAGAGUAUUGCUACAUGACCAAGGAAAUCGAAAACAUCAAUCGUCAUUGCCGAAUGCACGACAUUAGAGUUCGAAUUCGCCGUUUUCUUGCUAGGCUAAACUACAAAGGAUCACUCAAUACAAUCUUUUACAUUUUGGUCACAAUCAUCUUAUCCUUUAUUGCUAGUAAUCCUCCAAAUGACAGCCCCUCCUCAACUAAUGGGUUGUCACCUACACCUCCACCUCCACCUUCACUAUAACCAUUUCGACAAAAACAAAACACCAUUUGAAAUGGUUGAUGCAAGUUUAUCUAGUGGAGCCAACAUUGAUCAAUGAACCACGUGGUUGCAAUCAUUUGGCUUACUAUUGCUUUUUUAAUAGAACUGGGAGUAUUCAAAGUCUCAUUAUGUAGAAGUGUCUUUUAAUAAAUAAAUAAAUAAAUAAAGUUGGGUA
Carya illinoinensis is the source of this 2067-nucleotide messenger RNA. RefSeq names its product UPF0481 protein At3g47200-like. The transcript has 4 exons. Lineage: Eukaryota; Viridiplantae; Streptophyta; Magnoliopsida; Fagales; Juglandaceae. The record is from RefSeq and is a predicted model, not a curated record. Bases 339 to 1874 code for a protein of 511 amino acids.